CUGCUUCUUCUACAUUUCCCCUUACCUUCAAUGAAAGUCUAUGCAGACACAUAUUUUUCUGCAUAGUAGGACCACCUACUUUUUUCUACUGCACAGCUUUGAUUAUUCAAACUACCCUUUCUACUAUAAAUAUGUGACUGCUAACAGGUCAAGACCCGUGCAACAUUAUUUUCCCUUCAACCAAAUCCAUAGAGAAAUAAUUCUUUUUCAUUUCAAGCUCUAAUUGUCACGUAAAUGGGACUCUCUCUUUCUAUACUGUUGUCAGCAUGGAAUGAGAUUCUAAGGCAUAGUUAUCUUAUUUUUCCGGACACCAUGGGAAGAGCUAUCAUGAGAUCGGUUAGCAUUGAAAGGAAAAAUAGAGAAUUGUCUUUGAUGACACUCAGUUUCAAAGAAAAAAAUGAUAAGAAUGUUAGAAAGUCUGAUUGUUCAGAAGAAAGUCUAAAACAUGAGAAACAAAAGCUUAAAACUUCUGUUCCGAUAACUAGUUUGGUUGUUGAUCAAGCACCAAGAAUCUCGAUUCCAGAGCCUUUUGUAUUCUUUUCUCCAAGACCUGUUACUGAACUUGAUGCUGCUGCGACUAAGCUCCAGACGGUGUACAAGAGUUAUCGGACAAGAAGGAACCUUGCAGAUUGUGCUGUAGUUGUUGAAGAGCUCUGGUGGAAAGCCUUGGAUUCUGCAGCUUUAAAGCAGAGCUCUAUAUCAUUUUUUGAUGUCAAUAAACAUGAAGCUGCCGUGUCAAGGUGGUCACGUGCUAGAACAAGGGCUGCUAAGGUAGGCAAAGGUUUGUUGAAGGAUGAAAAGGCUCAAAAACUAGCUCUGCAACAUUGGCUGGAAGCGAUUGAUCCACGUCAUCGUUAUGGACACAACUUACACUUCUACUAUGAUGUAUGGUUCAACAGCAAAAGUACCCAACCUUUCUUCUAUUGGUUGGAUGUGGGUGAUGGGAAAGAACUAAAUCUCGAGAAUUGCAAGAGAGCUGAUUUGCAACGUCAAUGCAUCAAGUAUUUAGGACCUAACGAAAGGGAAGCCUACGAAGUAGUUGUGGAGGAUGGCAAGUUGGUAUAUAAGCAAAGCGGGAUGCUCCUGAAUACAACAGAAGGAUCGAAGUGGAUUUUCGUUCUUAGUACUUCAAGAGUUCUUUAUGUUGGAAAGAAAAAGAAGGGUGUUUUCCAACACUCUAGUUUCCUAUCUGGUGGUGCUACUACAGCAGCUGGUAGAUUGGUUGUUCAGGAUGGUAUUCUUGAGGCAAUUUGGCCAUACAGCGGUCACUAUCUUCCUACAGAAGAUAAUUUCAAGGAAUUUAUCAAUUUCCUUGAGGAACACCAUGUAGAUUUGGCUAACGUUAAGAAAUGUGCAAUAGACGAUGAUAGACUUUUAUCGGUGUCUAACAAAGACAUGGAGAAAACCUUAUCACAAAAUUGUGAUGCAGAUAAAGCUAAGGACAAUGGUCCGGUCAGUGAUGUGUUGAAAAUAACUGUUCAUGAAGAAAACUUUACGCAUACCAGCAAAGACAAGAUAGAAGAACCAGUUUUUGACUUGACCAAACGUUUGUCUUGCAAGUGGACAAGUGGCGUUGGUCCCCGUAUUGGCUGUGUUAGAGACUAUCCAAUGGAUCUUCAAUCUCAGGCCCUUGAAGCAGUCAAUCUGUCUCCAAGAGUUAACUUGUCUCAGCCCAAGAACUGUUAUCCAAUCCCUUCACCACGUCCGAGCCCAAAAAUCCGUGUAUCGCCUAGGCUUGCAUACAUGGGACUUCCAAGCCCAAGAGUUUCUAUUACUACCUUGUGAAUGAUUUAUUCACUUAUUCUAUUGACCAUGCCAAGUUCUUCAGUUAGCGUAGUUAAUAGGCAUUCUUUGAAAGCUUUUGGAUCUGUAUUCAAAGUUUAGUCACCCUUCGAAAUGUAAUUGAGAAAUAACCACGUUUUGAUGGAAAUAAAAUCUGGACAAAAGUACCUCAGCUAAGUUAUGGAAAAAUUACAGCAUAGUAUGCUGGAGUUCGAAGCUU
Solanum tuberosum (potato) is the source of this 2002-nucleotide messenger RNA. Its product is annotated as IQ domain-containing protein IQM1-like. Bases 235 to 1785 code for a protein of 516 amino acids. The record is from RefSeq and is a predicted model, not a curated record. The transcript is spliced from 9 exons. Lineage: Eukaryota; Viridiplantae; Streptophyta; Magnoliopsida; Solanales; Solanaceae.